Molecule: messenger RNA, 4458 nt
Organism: Anguilla rostrata (American eel)
Lineage: Eukaryota; Metazoa; Chordata; Actinopteri; Anguilliformes; Anguillidae
Product: segment polarity protein dishevelled homolog DVL-3-like
Exons: 16
Coding region: 440-2608 (722 amino acids)
Biological process (GO): canonical Wnt signaling pathway; intracellular signal transduction
Cellular component (GO): cytosol
Molecular function (GO): frizzled binding
Source: RefSeq, a predicted model, not a curated record
UUUCUCAGUUUCUUUUUUUCUUUCCUCCCUUUUUCCCUCGUUCGUUUUCUCCUCCUCCUGCAGAGGGAGUAAGGUGGAAUAUCGGGGCAGGUUUUGUUCACACACAUCGGCGCACAGCUGGUAGAGAAAGAUCAGCGAGCUCUCCUCCGAGAAUAACUUUAGCUUACUCCUGUUAAGGCAUAAGGGCCAGUUAUUAUUUGGGAAGAUAUUGGUGCAUUUUAGAAUAUUUGGGGCCAUAUUUGACAGCGCGUAAGCUAUUACCUUUUACUCGCGUUCUGGUCGUUUAAGGGAGUCAACUGUCUUCAGCGUAACCAGGGCAAAGGAUUAUAACCGUAUCUGUUGGAAGCGAACGAGGAAAAACGUUGAGCCGGCGCCGGGAAGGUAGCUAGAGCGACCCAGGCCUGGAUGUGCUCGGCCUCCCGCUCCCCAGCGGCCCGCAAUGGGGGAGACAAAAAUCAUUUACCACCUCGACGACCAGGAGACUCCGUACCUGGUCAAACUGCCCAUUGCUGCGGAUAGGGUCACUCUCGCGGACUUCAAAAAUGUGCUCAAUAAACCAAACUACAAGUUUUUCUUCAAAUCUAUGGAUGAUGACUUUGGGGUGGUGAAGGAGGAGAUUUCGGAUGACAAUGCCAAACUGCCAUGUUUCAACGGAAGGGUGGUGUCCUGGCUGGUGUCAGCGGAUGGCUCCCACUCAGACGGGGGCUCUGUGUGUGCAGACAGCCAGGUGGACCUGCCCCCCCCCUUGGAGAGGACCGGAGGCAUCGGAGACUCCAGACCCCCUUCCUUCCACGCGAAUGCUGCCGGCAGUCAGGACAACCUGGACACGGAGACGGAGACGGAGUCGGUGGUGUCGCCUCGGAGGGAGAGGGAGAGGGAGAGGGACCGGGAGAGAGAGAGGGACAGGGAGAGAGAGAGGCCGCGCAGGAAGGACCCGCACGAACACGGCGGGAGGAUGAACGGUCACUCGCGGCCGGAGCGGCGGCCGGAGGUGGGCGGGUACGAGAGCGCGUCCACGGCGAUGAGCAGCGAGCUGGAGUCCACCAGCUUCUUCGACUCGGAGGACGACGAGUCCACCAGCCGGUUCAGCAGCUCCACGGAGCAGAGCAGCUCCUCGCGCCUGAGGCGGCGACAUCGCCGUCGCCGACGGAAACCCAAAGCGGCGCGCAUGGACAGGUCCUCCUCGUUCAGCAGCAUAACAGACUCCACCAUGUCACUGAACAUCAUCACUGUCACUUUAAACAUGGAGAAGUAUAACUUCCUGGGCAUCAGCAUCGUGGGCCAGAGUAAUGAGAGGGGCGACGGGGGCAUCUACAUCGGCUCCAUCAUGAAGGGCGGGGCCGUGGCGGCCGAUGGGCGGAUCGAGCCGGGAGACAUGCUGCUGCAGGUGAACGACAUCAACUUUGAGAACAUGACCAACGACGAUGCAGUGCGAGUCUUGAGAGAGAUCGUACACAAGCCAGGUCCCAUCACCCUGACGGUGGCGAAGUGCUGGGACCCCAACCCUCGCGGCUGUUUCACUUUGCCACGGAAGUUGAACUAUAUGCCGUACUGCCCCACUCAAACAGGUGAGCCGAUCCGGCCCAUAGACCCUGCUGCGUGGGUGUCCCACACCGCGGCCAUGACGGGGGCGUACCCGGUGUACGGUAUGAGCCCGUCCAUGAGCACCAUCACCUCCACCAGCUCCUCCAUCACCAGCUCCAUCCCUGAGACCGAGCGGUUCGACGACUUCCACCUGUCCAUCCACAGUGACAUGGCAACCGUUGCCAAAGCGAUGGCUUCCCCAGAGUCAGGUCUGGAGGUGCGAGACCGGAUGUGGCUAAAGAUCACCAUUCCCAACGCCUUCAUAGGCUCGGACGUGGUGGACUGGCUCUUCCACCACCUGGAGGGCUUCACGGACCGGCGCGAGGCGCGGAAGUACGCCAGCAACCUGCUGAAGGCCGGCUUCAUCCGCCACACCGUCAACAAGAUCACCUUCUCCGAGCAGUGCUACUACACCUUCGGGGACCUGUGUGGCAACAUGGCUAACCUCUCGUUGCACGACCAUGAUGGCUCCAGUGGAGCCUCAGACCAGGACACCCUGGCCCCCCUGCCCCACCCAGGCGUGGCCCCCUGGCCCCUGGCUUUCCCCUACCAGUACCCCAUCCCCCACCCCUACAACCCCAGCCCACAGCCCCAGCCUGAGCCCCCCCAUGGCUACACCGCAGGGGGGGGGAGCGCCGGCAGCCAGCACAGCGAAGGGAGCCGCAGCAGUGGCUCGAACCGCAGCGCGGGGGGUAAGAAGGAGGCGAAGGCCGGCCCUGCCGGGGGGGGCGAGUCCAAGUCGGGGGGCAGCGGGAGCGAGUCGGAGCAGCGGCGGGAGAAGACGCCCAGCGAGCGCUCGGUGGCGCCCCCUAGCGAGCGCAGCGUCCACAGCAGCCACGGCCUGACGUACGGCCCGCCCGGCCUGCCCCCCCAGCCCCAGCCCGGCCUGCCCCCGGCCCAGGCCCCCCCCGGCUCCCCCCCGGGCCGCGACCUGGCCGCCGUGCCGCCCGAGCUCACCGCCUCCCGCCAGUCCUUCCGCAUGGCCAUGGGAAACCCCAGCGAGUUCUUCGUGGACGUCAUGUGACCCGGACAGGAAGAUGCGGAGGCAGGUCAGCAGGGGGCGGAAGCUUCCUGGAGCAGGGAGGAGGAAGAGAGGGUUCCGAGAGAAAUGGAAGGAGCGAAGAAUUGGAGGAGGAGGGAGAGGAAGGACAGCACGCACUCCUCCAUCCCUCCUCUGUGGGGCUGCCCGCUGUUACUUUCUUCAGUGAAGAAGACAGGAAUCAAAAGUGGCUCCCCCCCCCAAGGGUGCGAUGGUUGUAACGGCCUUUCUCUUAAUUCUUUCUGAGUCUCCUGUCUGGUGUCCUUGCACCCCCAACACCUCCAUCCCCCCCACCUCCCCUCGGGCAGUGCCGCACGUCCUCCACAUUCACAUUUUUUUGUAAAAACUUGAGAGAAAAAAAAAAGAUGAGAAGAGAUGCAGUGCAGAAGGAAGGAGUGAAGAGGAGGAGGAACAGGAGGAGAGAGAUCCUCUCGGUCUGAUUCUCAAUGGCUGGACAAAGACUCAAACGCUGACUGGGAUGAUUGUUAUUUUGUGCUUCUUUUUUUAUUGUGCUUGUCUGUUAGAGAUAAAUGGAGAGUGAGAGAAAGAGAAAAGAAGCAGGUUUUAGUGCCAAAUGGCCCCCUGUUCACAGAGUGGGAGGCUGUGUGUGUGUGUGUGCGGACUUGCGCGUGUGCAUGCGUGCAUGCGUUUGUGUGCGUGCAUUUGUGCGUGUGUGUGUGUGAGGUGCGUGUCUGUGUGGGUGUGUGUGCGUGCUGGCUGUGUUUGAGAGAGGGGGGGAGAGAAAGAGAGAGAGAGGGAGGGAGGGAGAGAGAGAGCCCUUUGGUGAGUCCGCAGUUCUCAGGAGUCUGACGUCUUUGUCUGUCUCCCUGGGAGACGAAGGUGUGGCUCGUCGUCCGCUGGGCGUGUUUAAGGUGUCCUGCCGCACGGACGCACGCACGUUCCCACGGGCAUCCCGGCUUUCGCUGCUGUUGCCAUGGGAACCCACCCCCGCCCCCACCCCACAGCUCCAGAGUUUUCAGGCUGACCUUUCUGGAAUGUUCUGAAGCACACACUGCGAGCAGCCAGGCAUUCAGGAGCUGUCGGAGCCGACUCAGUCCGAUUCGGCUCGUUUUUCACAUUCGUAAUCCUGCGUGUUUCGCCGUCUGUGAAAUCUGCAUCAGACUGCAGCGGCUGGCUGCUGCGUUUCCGUGUGAGGAACUCUCCACAGGCAGCCUGGCAGCACUAACCCUUUGAAGAGCAGGUUUAUUUGGAAUGUUUUAUUCAGCAUCCUGAGUCAGUGUUCUGGUACUCCGUUGCUUUCAGUCACCAGCAGCGAUUGUGACAUCAGCAUUAGAAUGUUCAGUUAAGGACAUUCCAAUCAUGUAUUUGUGACCUCACACCUUAAAGGGGUUAGUGGUAUUAACAAAGACGGGGAUGCUCCAAUAUCCCAGGUGCAGAAGGCGGUUGUGGAAACGUAAAGUAUAGCACACUUUCUUACUUUUAUAGGUAACGUCCAGCCUACCUGUGAACAGUUCCUGUAAUCUCUUUUCUUGCGUGGUGUAGCUUCUCUCUUUCUCCCACUCUCACUGCUUCAAGAACAUUUCAACAGGUUUUAAAGCUCUCUUUGUUAAUCUGUCAUCGUCAUUAACAUUAACAAUCCUGUAUCUUUUUUUCAGUUUAAUGUCUCAUUGUAAUGUUCAUAUCACGAACGCCCCCCCCGCUACCACCACCCCCCCAUUUAUUUUCUUCUGAACUCAUUUACAUCUCCAGUUCUGAAUUAUUAGCAUCAGAUCAUGUAUAGUGAUAAGCAGUCAAGUUUCAUACAGACUGUGCUGUACGAUGUUUUAUGAAAAAAAGAAUUGUUUUUAUUUAUAAACAUAGUUUUAUUGCAUAAA